AUGGAAGGCAAUGAUAUGAGUGCCCUUCCACAGCAGGAGCAGCAUGCUGUUUGGGGCGAAACAGAGCGCAAUUUUUGGCAGAAAUUCGACGACGACAGUCACGUCGGCUGUGCGGCAGCAGAACAAGAAUAUCAAAGACAGACAUCCAGUGUCAAGGAGGAGCUGCAGGCAUUAAGUGUCAAGCGCACCAGCCUAACGCAAAGAAAAGAACAGCUUUCAAAGGAACUAACACAUGUAGAGGAGGAGCUUGCGAAAAUAGCUGACUCUUACGAGAAUUAUAUCGCGACAUUGACCAUGAUGGAACAAAACUACCAAAAAUGUGAGCAAGAAAGACUCGAGAAGCGUGACCAGGUCGCGCUCACCAUGGAUCGUUUCUUCCGGGACAAGCAAGGGGAAGAUCGAAGCCCAUUGUCGCAAAAAGAUGGUGAUCUUUUCCACCAAGUUUCAAGGAAUACAGCAGCAACAGCAGCCGCAACAGCAGCCGCAGCAGCAGCUACAGAAGCAACGGCGACAAAGACAACGACAAGGACAACAACGACACCUCCUCGAAAAAGGUUCCCUAGCCGAGCCGCUAUAUACGCCGAGGCUCUGAAACAAGGAAACGAGGUGACUAGGUUAACCCAAGUUUUACCCUCAAUACGAACAACGCCUCCUCCUCCUCCUCCUAAGCCGGAUUCCAUACUCGUCAACGUCAUCGAUGCGGAUGGCCGUUUGAUUGGCCCUAUCGAAAGAGUUGAGCCUUGGAAUCAGUGGGUUGAUGCCAUCCAAAACCUGCCCAUAAGGAGACCAGUCAAGAUACGUCGUGGGCGCAAGUUUACACCGGACCACCUUGCCACUAUAUACGACAGGUCCGAUCCCAAAGGUGUCAAGUGGAUAGCAUGUUUGAUCCAGGCAAUGGGAGAAAUUCAACGACGACGAUGCCACUCUUGUGACAAGAAUCAAGGUGCCUUUGAUGAUUGCACCAUCCUCGGAGGCCCUCUUUUUCAAAAAUGCGGCAACUGCGAAUGGAAUCGACAGGGCUGCCAUAUGCCGUUGGUGUGCGAAUCCGACAACUCUUCCGGCAAUCCUGCUUUGGCGAGCGGUACCGGAGAAUCAAAGCCUUCCGUCAGCCUACCCCGGCUGUAUUCAUCUUAUCAACGAGAGCCGGCCCAGUUGUUGACGCCCAAGGAGCAAAAGGGGCCCGCCGCCCCUGGGGGCCCGACAAACCAUGUGCAGGAAUCCCAUUUACCGCCCACUCUCCCGACUUUACAGCCCCUUUCCAACGGGUUUACGCCGGCCAAUAUGCGGAGUCGACAGCCUUGGUCGCCGGCGCCGCCUGAAGUUCGAACCCCAUCCGUCCAAUCGGCCGAAGACUCACCGCCUCCACUUGGCGAGAUUACGAAGAGCAAUCUCAUCCUUCGGCAUAACGGCACCGUGUAUACGUAUCCCGAGUGCGUCGAAGGCGUACCUCUUGUAAAAAUUGACCAAAACCACCCAUACUGGGAUCCCAGGUGGCCUCCGCUUCAGUCAAUAAUCGUACCACAGCUCGAAAUGUGGCGAGUCAAGUACGAACAAGCUUGUAUCAGAAAGGCCAGGGGCGAGAGCGGACCAGCCAAGUUUCAAACCGGUCGUCAAGUCAACAGGGGCACGAGAAUCCUGGAGUACUUGGAAGAAGGGGAGAUAAGUCCGUAUCAGCUCCUGUCCAAGCAGUACACCCACACGGGCAAGGGAACUAUUACGGCAUACGACACGCUAUUUCGAAUGUGCGAGACGCUAUUUGAACUGACCAAGUACAGAAUGGACAUCUCCCCGGUCGAGUGGCUUCGGCAUCGCCUCCACGAGAUUAUCGUCGAACAAGGGGCAUAUUUCAACUAUUCAAAGACCAUGCACGACUUUUACCGCGACCCCAAGCUCGCUGCGCUACGCGACGCCAACGGAUUCAAGAGCAUUGGCCGGCCUUCUGGCUACAAACCGAGCCAAAACGACGGCAAAGGGGAAAGCAGCAGUGGGCAAAAGAGGAAGAGCAUGCAGUCGCAGGCUGAUACUCCCCGGGCCACGCCGCCGGCGCCGGCGGCUAAUGGUCACUCGCCGCUCUCAUCCCACUCAGUGAAUCUUUAUCAUCCUCCUCAUGAUCAUGCCCCUCCUCAUGAUCAUGCUCCUCCUCAUGAUCAUCUUCCUCCGCAUAAUCAUCUUCCUCCUCAUCAUCUUCCUCUUCAUCAUCCCCCUCCUCAUCAUAAUCAAAAUCAGUCUCCCCUCCCCAGUGUCGGCAACGGACCACGGUAUGCGGCAGAGCAUUCGUCAUUUCAAGCUGCGACAUCGAAACGCCUGAAGCCCGACUUAUCAGUCUACACGUCUCCGAACGCCAUUGUUUUUCCUGACGAGGUGUCGGAUACGGAUUCCUGGAGCGGGGCCUUGUUGGAUAAGCUAGACUGGCGCAUUUAUCAAGUGAAGACGAGGCUCUACACCAGCAACACCACGGUCACGCAAUACUGGCACUGGAAAGACGAUGAACGAAUGUUUGAGCACCAGGUCAUCAAAGAGACAGAUCCGGUCGUUUGGGGUGUUCAUCGAUCCCCGAUUGAUUUUCACGUGCCUCUGGACGAUAUUGUCGAGGUCAACUGGAAUAUGGAGGCGCUCCAGCUGCAGCUUGUAAUGAGCCAGUUUAGUUCCACACUAGCCAAGCAGGAUGGCAAACCCAGGGGAGACAUUAUGGCGUCGUUUAAGCGAAAGACUACGAUGCGUCGAUUUUUAAGUUAUUGCCUGCAGCGCCGGUUGAAACUGGUCAAGAUCACAGCGCAAGACAUGGAACAGCGAUGGGCGUCGAUGCAGUCUGAGAAGCUGCCACUUACGGAAGGGGAGGCAAGCUCAGAGCUUCGAGAAUAG
Messenger RNA from Ustilaginoidea virens, 2862 nucleotides. RefSeq lists its product as uncharacterized. The record is from RefSeq and is a predicted model, not a curated record. Bases 1 to 2862 code for a protein of 953 amino acids. Lineage: Eukaryota; Fungi; Ascomycota; Sordariomycetes; Hypocreales; Clavicipitaceae. The transcript has 2 exons.